Molecule: messenger RNA, 10841 nt
Organism: Mytilus trossulus (common blue mussel)
Lineage: Eukaryota; Metazoa; Mollusca; Bivalvia; Mytilida; Mytilidae
Exons: 31
Coding region: 62-10264 (3400 amino acids)
Cellular component (GO): membrane
Source: RefSeq, a predicted model, not a curated record
GUGAGAUUUGAGACUAAAGCAUUCGAACUGAAUUACUAAAUGCAUCAGGAACCAACUUAACAUGGUACACUCAACAUUACUAUUGGUUUUAGUCAUAACAUUAGUAGCAUGUUUAAAAGAAACUAAUGUUGCAGGUAAUAUGUCAGUGCUUGUAGGACAUGAUGGUCGAGUUCUUUUGUACAACGCAGACACUUAUAAUACUUCAACAGUAUGUGCCUACAAUUGGAACGAUCAAGAUGCUACAGUUGUAUGCAAGCAAAAUGUAAUGGGAGAUAUUGGUAAAGCUACACAUAUCAAUCGGGAUUACAAUUUCAGUAGAAGUAUGUUUAACGUAUACUGCACAGGUAAUGAAACGGAUCUAUCAGAGUGUACAUAUGACAACAGUGACAGUAUGGGAAUGUGUGAUUAUGAGCAGGAUGCUGGUGUUCAUUGCAUCGAUACAGAUCAAACCCAAUUGGUGUUGGGACCAGACGGUCGUAUACUCUUCUAUAACACACAGACAGGCGAUACAUCAACAGUAUGUUCGUACAUGUGGACUAAUCAAGGGGCUGGCGUUGUUUGCAGACAACUGGGGUUGGGAGACAGUGGUACAGCAUUCUAUCUUCCAAGAGAUCACAACUAUACAAGAAAUAUGUAUAGCUUAGAAUGCAUGGGCAGUGAAACGAGCGUUUAUGACUGUCAUUAUCAGUUAACUGACUACUACGGGUCAUGUGAUUAUACGUCUGAUGCUGGUGUUGAGUGUGUUUCUCAAGUUGCAGGUAAUACUUCAGUGCUUGUAGGACAUGAUGGUCGAGUACUUUUGUACAACGCAGGAACAUAUAAUACUUCAACAGUAUGUGCCUACAAUUGGAACGAUCAAGAUGCUACAGUUGUAUGCAAGCAAACUGGAAUGGGAGAUAUUGGUAAAGCUACACAUAUCAAUCGGGAUUACAAUUUCAGUAGAAGUAUGUUUAACGUUUACUGCAAAGGUAAUGAAACGGAUCUAUCAGAGUGUACAUAUGACACCAGUGACAGUAUGGGAAUAUGUGAUAGUGAGCAGGAUGCUGGUGUUCAUUGCAUCGAUACAGAUCUAACCCAAAUGGUUUUGGGACCGGACGGUCGAAUACUCUUUUAUAACAUUCUGACAGGCAAUAUAUCAACACUAUGUUCAAACAUGUGGAAUAAUCAGGGUGCUGGCGUUGUUUGCAGACAACUGGGGAUGGGAGACAGUGGUACAGCAGUCUAUCUUCCAAGAGAUCACAACUAUACAAGAAAUAUGUAUAGCUUAGAAUGCAUGGGCAGUGAAACGAGCAUUUAUGACUGUCAUUACCAGUUGACUGACUACUACUAUGGGUCAUGUGAAUAUGUGUCUGAUGCUGGUGUUGAGUGUGCUCCUCAAGUUGCAGGUAAUGUGUCAGUGAUUGUAGGACAUGAUGGUCGAGUACUAUUGUACAACGCAGAGACAUAUAAUACUUCAACAGUAUGCGCCUACAAUUGGAACGAUCAAGAUGCUACAGUUGUAUGCAAGCAAAUUGGAAUGGGAGAUAUUGGUAAAGCUACACAUAUCAAUCGGGAUUACAAUUUCAGUAGAAGUAUGUUUAACGUAUACUGCACAGGUAAUGAAACGGAUCUAUCAGAGUGUACAUAUGACAACAGUGACAGUAUGGGAAUGUGUGAUUAUGAGCAGGAUGCUGGUGUUCAUUGCACCGAUACAGAUCAAACCCAAUUGAUGUUGGGACCAGACGGUCGUAUACUCUUCUAUAACACACAGACAGGCGAUACAUCAACAGUAUGUUCGUACAUGUGGACAAAUCAAGGGGCUGGCGUUGUUUGCAGACAACUGGGGUUGGGAGACAGUGGUACAGCAUUCUAUCUUCCAAGAGAUCACAACUAUACAAGAAAUAUGUAUAGCUUAGAAUGCAUGGGCAGUGAAACGAGCGUUUAUGACUGUCAUUAUCAGUUAACUGACUACUACGGGUCAUGUGAUUAUACGUCUGAUGCUGGUGUUGAGUGUGAUUCUCAAGUUGCAGGUAAUACUUCAGUGCUUGUAGGACAUGAUGGUCGAGUACUUUUGUACAACUCAGGAACAUAUAAUACUUCAACAGUAUGUGCCUACAAUUGGAACGAUCAAGAUGCUACAGUUGUAUGCAAGCAAACUGGAAUGGGAGAUAUUGGUAAAGCUACACAUAUCAAUCGGGAUUACAAUUUCAGUAGAAGUAUGUUUAACGUAUACUGCAAAGGUAAUGAAACGGAUCUAUCAGAGUGUACAUAUGACACCAGUGACAGUAUGGGAAUAUGUGAUAGUGAGCAGGAUGCUGGUGUUCAUUGCAUCGAUACAGAUCUAACCCAAAUGGUUUUGGGACCGGACGGUCGAAUACUCUUUUAUAACAUUCUGACAGGCAAUAUAUCAACACUAUGUUCGAACAUGUGGAAUAAUCAGGGUGCUGGCGUUGUUUGCAGACAACUGGGGAUGGGAGACAGUGGUACAGCAGUCUAUCUUCCAAGAGAUCACAACUAUACAAGAAAUAUGUAUAGCUUAGAAUGCAUGGGCAGUGAAACGAGCAUUUAUGACUGUCAUUACCAGUUGACUGACUACUACUAUGGGUCAUGUGAAUAUGUGUCUGAUGCUGGUGUUGAGUGUGCUCCUCAAGUUGCAGGUAAUGUGUCAGUGAUUGUAGGACAUGAUGGUCGAGUACUAUUGUACAACGCAGAGACAUAUAAUACUUCAACAGUAUGCGCCUACAAUUGGAACGAUCAAGAUGCUACAGUUGUAUGCAAGCAAAAUGGAAUGGGAGAUAUUGGUAAAGCUACACAUAUCAAUCGGGAUUACAAUUUCAGUAGAAGUAUGUUUAACGUAUACUGCACAGGUAAUGAAACGGAUCUAUCAGAGUGUACAUAUGACAACAGUGACAGUAUGGGAAUUUGUGAUUAUGAGCAGGAUGCUGGUGUUCAUUGCACCGAUACAGAUCAAACCCAAUUGGUGUUGGGACCAGACGGUCGUAUACUCUUCUAUAACACACAGACAGGCGAUACAUCAACAGUAUGUUCGUACAUGUGGACUAAUCAAGGGGCUGGCGUUGUUUGCAGACAACUGGGGUUGGGAGACAGUGGUACAGCAUUCUAUCUUCCAAGAGAUCACAACUAUACAAGAAAUAUGUAUAGCUUAGAAUGCAUGGGCAGUGAAACGAGCGUUUAUGACUGUCAUUAUCAGUUAACUGACUACUACGGGUCAUGUGAUUAUACGUCUGAUGCUGGUGUUGAGUGUGAUUCUCAAGUUGCAGGUAAUACUUCAGUGCUUGUAGGACAUGAUGGUCGAGUACUUUUGUACAAAGCAGGAACAUUUAAUACUUCAACAGUAUGUGCCUACAAUUGGAACGAUCAAGAUGCUACAGUUGUAUGCAAGCAAACUGGAAUGGGAGAUAUUGGUAAAGCUACACAUAUCAAUCGGGAUUACAAUUUCAGUAGAAGUAUGUUUAACGUAUACUGCACAGGUAAUGAAACGGAUCUAUCAGAGUGUACAUAUGACACCAGUGACAGUAUGGGAAUAUGUGAUAGUGAGCAGGAUGCUGGUGUUCAUUGCAUCGAUACAGAUCUAACCCAAAUGGUUUUGGGACCGGACGGUCGAAUACUCUUUUAUAACAUUCUGACAGGCAAUAUAUCAACACUAUGUUCGAACAUGUGGAAUAAUCAGGGUGCUGGCGUUGUUUGCAGACAACUGGGGAUGGGAGACAGUGGUACAGCAGUCUAUCUUCCAAGAGAUCACAACUAUACAAGAAAUAUGUAUAGCUUAGAAUGCAUGGGCAGUGAAACGAGCAUUUAUGACUGUCAUUACCAGUUGACUGACUACUACUAUGGGUCAUGUGAAUAUGUGUCUGAUGCUGGUGUUGAGUGUGCUCCUCAAGUUGCAGGUAAUGUGUCAGUGAUUGUAGGACAUGAUGGUCGAGUACUAUUGUACAACGCAGAGACAUAUAAUACUUCAACAGUAUGCGCCUACAAUUGGAACGAUCAAGAUGCUACAGUUGUAUGCAAGCAAAAUGGAAUGGGAGAUAUUGGUAAAGCUACACAUAUCAAUCGGGAUUACAAUUUCAGUAGAAGUAUGUUUAACGUAUACUGCACAGGUAAUGAAACGGAUCUAUCAGAGUGUACAUAUGACAACAGUGACAGUAUGGGAAUGUGUGAUUAUGAGCAGGAUGCUGGUGUUCAUUGCACCGAUACAGAUCAAACCCAAUUGGUGUUGGGACCAGACGGUCGUAUACUCUUCUAUAACACACAGACAGGCGAUACAUCAACAGUAUGUUCGUACAUGUGGACUAAUCAAGGGGCUGGCGUUGUUUGCAGACAACUGGGGUUGGGAGACAGUGGUACAGCAUUCUAUCUUCCAAGAGAUCACAACUAUACAAGAAAUAUGUAUAGCUUAGAAUGCAUGGGCAGUGAAACGAGCGUUUAUGACUGUCAUUAUCAGUUAACUGACUACUACGGGUCAUGUGAUUAUACGUCUGAUGCUGGUGUUGAGUGUGAUUCUCAAGUUGCAGGUAAUACUUCAGUGCUUGUAGGACAUGAUGGUCGAGUACUUUUGUACAAAGCAGGAACAUAUAAUACUUCAACAGUAUGUGCCUACAAUUGGAACGAUCAAGAUGCUACAGUUGUAUGCAAGCAAACUGGAAUGGGAGAUAUUGGUAAAGCUACACAUAUCAAUCGGGAUUACAAUUUCAGUAGAAGUAUGUUUAACGUAUACUGCACAGGUAAUGAAACGGAUCUAUCAGAGUGUACAUAUGACACCAGUGACAGUAUGGGAAUAUGUGAUAGUGAGCAGGAUGCUGGUGUUCAUUGCAUCGAUACAGAUCUAACCCAAAUGGUUUUGGGACCGGACGGUCGAAUACUCUUUUAUAACAUUCUGACAGGCAAUAUAUCAACACUAUGUUCGAACAUGUGGAAUAAUCAGGGUGCUGGCGUUGUUUGCAGACAACUGGGGAUGGGAGACAGUGGUACAGCAGUCUAUCUUCCAAGAGAUCACAACUAUACAAGAAAUAUGUAUCGCUUAGAAUGCAUGGGCAGUGAGACGAGCAUUAAUGACUGUCAUUACCAGUUGACUGACUACUAUUAUGGGUCAUGUGAAUAUGUGUCUGAUGCUGGUGUUGAGUGUGCUCCUCAAGUUGCAGGUAAUGUGUCAGUGAUUGUAGGACAUGAUGGUCGAGUACUAUUGUACAACGCAGAGACAUAUAAUACUUCAACAGUAUGCGCCUACAAUUGGAACGAUCAAGAUGCUACAGUUGUAUGCAAGCAAAAUGGAAUGGGAGAUAUUGGUAAAGCUACACAUAUCAAUCGGGAUUACAAUUUCAGUAGAAGUAUGUUUAACGUAUACUGCACAGGUAAUGAAACGGAUCUAUCAGAGUGUACAUAUGACAACAGUGACAGUAUGGGAAUGUGUGAUUAUGAGCAGGAUGCUGGUGUUCAUUGCACCGAUACAGAUCAAACCCAAUUGGUGUUGGGACCAGACGGUCGUAUACUCUUCUAUAACACACAGACAGGCGAUACAUCAACAGUAUGUUCGUACAUGUGGACUAAUCAAGGGGCUGGCGUUGUUUGCAGACAACUGGGGUUGGGAGACAGUGGUACAGCAUUCUAUCUUCCAAGAGAUCACAACUAUACAAGAAAUAUGUAUAGCUUAGAAUGCAUGGGCAGUGAAACGAGCGUUUAUGACUGUCAUUAUCAGUUAACUGACUACUACGGGUCAUGUGAUUAUACGUCUGAUGCUGGUGUUGAGUGUGAUUCUCAAGUUGCAGGUAAUACUUCAGUGCUUGUAGGACAUGAUGGUCGAGUACUUUUGUACAAAGCAGGAACAUUUAAUACUUCAACAGUAUGUGCCUACAAUUGGAACGAUCAAGAUGCUACAGUUGUAUGCAAGCAAACUGGAAUGGGAGAUAUUGGUAAAGCUACACAUAUCAAUCGGGAUUACAAUUUCAGUAGAAGUAUGUUUAACGUAUACUGCACAGGUAAUGAAACGGAUCUAUCAGAGUGUACAUAUGACACCAGUGACAGUAUGGGAAUAUGUGAUAGUGAGCAGGAUGCUGGUGUUCAUUGCAUCGAUACAGAUCUAACCCAAAUGGUUUUGGGACCGGACGGUCGAAUACUCUUUUAUAACAUUCUGACAGGCAAUAUAUCAACACUAUGUUCGAACAUGUGGAAUAAUCAGGGUGCUGGCGUUGUUUGCAGACAACUGGGGAUGGGAGACAGUGGUACAGCAGUCUAUCUUCCAAGAGAUCACAACUAUACAAGAAAUAUGUAUAGCUUAGAAUGCAUGGGCAGUGAAACGAGCAUUUAUGACUGUCAUUACCAGUUGACUGACUACUACUAUGGGUCAUGUGAAUAUGUGUCUGAUGCUGGUGUUGAGUGUGCUCCUCAAGUUGCAGGUAAUGUGUCAGUGAUUGUAGGACAUGAUGGUCGAGUACUAUUGUUCAACGCAGAGACAUAUAAUACUUCAACAGUAUGCGCCUACAAUUGGAACGAUCAAGAUGCUACAGUUGUAUGCAAGCAAAAUGGAAUGGGAGAUAUUGGUAAAGCUACACAUAUCAAUCGGGAUUACAAUUUCAGUAGAAGUAUGUUUAACGUAUACUGCACAGGUAAUGAAACGGAUCUAUCAGAGUGUACAUAUGACAACAGUGACAGUAUGGGAAUGUGUGAUUAUGAGCAGGAUGCUGGUGUUCAUUGCACCGAUACAGAUCAAACCCAAUUGGUGUUGGGACCAGACGGUCGUAUACUCUUCUAUAACACACAGACAGGCGAUACAUCAACAGUAUGUUCGUACAUGUGGACUAAUCAAGGGGCUGGCGUUGUUUGCAGACAACUGGGGUUGGGAGACAGUGGUACAGCAUUCUAUCUUCCAAGAGAUCACAACUAUACAAGAAAUAUGUAUAGCUUAGAAUGCAUGGGCAGUGAAACGAGCGUUUAUGACUGUCAUUAUCAGUUAACUGACUACUACGGGUCAUGUGAUUAUACGUCUGAUGCUGGUGUUGAGUGUGAUUCUCAAGUUGCAGGUAAUACUUCAGUGCUUGUAGGACAUGAUGGUCGAGUACUUUUGUACAAAGCAGGAACAUAUAAUACUUCAACAGUAUGUGCCUACAAUUGGAACGAUCAAGAUGCUACAGUUGUAUGCAAGCAAACUGGAAUGGGAGAUAUUGGUAAAGCUACACAUAUCAAUCGGGAUUACAAUUUCAGUAGAAGUAUGUUUAACGUAUACUGCACAGGUAAUGAAACGGAUCUAUCAGAGUGUACAUAUGACACCAGUGACAGUAUGGGAAUAUGUGAUAGUGAGCAGGAUGCUGGUGUUCAUUGCAUCGAUACAGAUCUAACCCAAAUGGUUUUGGGACCGGACGGUCGAAUACUCUUUUAUAACAUUCUGACAGGCAAUAUAUCAACACUAUGUUCGAACAUGUGGAAUAAUCAGGGUGCUGGCGUUGUUUGCAGACAACUGGGGAUGGGAGACAGUGGUACAGCAGUCUAUCUUCCAAGAGAUCACAACUAUACAAGAAAUAUGUAUAGCUUAGAAUGCAUGGGCAGUGAAACGAGCAUUUAUGACUGUCAUUACCAGUUGACUGACUACUACUAUGGGUCAUGUGAAUAUGUGUCUGAUGCUGGUGUUGAGUGUGCUCCUCAAGUUGCAGGUAAUGUGUCAGUGAUUGUAGGAUAUGAUGGUCGAGUACUAUUGUACAACGCAGAGACAUAUAAUACUUCAACAGUAUGUGCCUACAAUUGGAACGAUCAAGAUGCUACAGUUGUAUGCAAGCAAAAUGGAAUGGGAGAUAUUGGUAAAGCUACACAUAUCAAUCGGGAUUACAAUUUCAGUAGAAGUAUGUUUAACGUAUACUGCACAGGUAAUGAAACGGAUCUAUCAGAGUGUACAUAUGACAACAGUGACAGUAUGGGAAUGUGUGAUUAUGAGCAGGAUGCUGGUGUUCAUUGCACCGAUACAGAUCAAACCCAAUUGGUGUUGGGACCAGACGGUCGUAUACUCUUCUAUAACACACAGACAGGCGAUACAUCAACAGUAUGUUCGUACAUGUGGACUAAUCAAGGGGCUGGCGUUGUUUGUAGACAACUGGGGUUGGGAGACAGUGGUACAGCAUUCUAUCUUCCAAGAGAUCACAACUAUACAAGAAAUAUGUAUAGCUUAGAAUGCAUGGGCAGUGAAACGAGCGUUUAUGACUGUCAUUAUCAGUUAACUGACUACUACGGGUCAUGUGAUUAUACGUCUGAUGCUGGUGUUGAGUGUGAUUCUCAAGUUGCAGGUAAUACUUCAGUGCUUGUAGGACAUGAUGGUCGAGUACUAUUGUACAACGCAGGAACAUAUAAUACUUCAACAGUGUGUGCCUACCAUUGGAACGAUCAAGAUGCUACAGUUGUAUGCAAGCAAACUGGAAUGGGAGAUAUUGGUAAAGCUACAUAUAUCAAUCGGGAUUACAAUUUCAGUAGAAGUAUGUUUAACGUAUACUGCACAGGCAAUGAAACGGAUCUAUCAGAGUGUACAUAUGACACCAGUGACAGUAUGGGAAUAUGUGAUAGUGAGCAGGAUGCUGGUGUUCAUUGCAUCGAUACAGAAUCUUCUACUUCUAUGUCAACUGCAAAUGACAUAGAAGGGAAUGUCAGUACUACUGGAAAUACUUUAGCUUUAGAGUCAACCUCUGGUCCAAGUUUGUAUAAAAGUAGUCCAAACGAUGUGUCACGUGUAAUAAAUACAUACGAAACACUACCGCCAGAAGAUGUACUUUUUGUAACCACUGAUGAGUAUAACAGUCAUUCAACUUCAAUGGAUAACCUUGGAAACUCACCAACAAAUGAUUUGUUCACAAAAACUCUGGGACCAAAUACGUUAAGUACAGAGCAAUUUACCAUCAAAGAAAGUACUGAAACCGUUACAGACUUGUCUACCAGUACAUUUACUGAUAAAACCAACUCCGUUACAAUCAUAUAUACGAGACCGUACAUAGAUGAAAGUAGCAACUCACACAACAUGGAUACAUCAACCAGUUCAAAUUCGGUGAUAUUGACAACAGACAAGUUCGAACAGAACUCAUUGGCUUCGAAAUAUAAAUCUGAAACAAUUACUUCAGCUUCUAUCAAUAACAUAGAUUCAAGGCUUACAAUGGCAAUAACCGAAAAGGAGAUUUCAUCAACGGACGGAUCACGAACCAGUACCGAAGCAACCAAUUUGCUUUUUACUACCGAACCUAGAGAUAAUUCAUCUUCAUCUUCUACAAGUACUUUAUCAAGUAGGUCAACAUAUUCAGAGCCAUCAAGACAAGAAUUUGUUUCUACCGGAUUCCCAUUAACCAGACAUGUUGACCAAAGCACUAAAAAUGCAAUUACAACCGAUUUAACGACAAGAGAACCCCAUAUUGCACAAAGAACUACCAAGUCUCUUAUGCUGUCAAGUAUUUCUAGUAUAUUUUCGAUUACUUCAUCAACAGAUGAAUCACGAACCAGUACCGUACCAACCAAUAUACAUUUUACUACCGAACCGAGAGAUGAUUCAGGUUCAUCUUCUACAAGAAUUUUAUCAAGUAAGUCAACAUAUUCAGAGCCAUCAAGAUCAAACUAUGUUUCUACUGGAUUACCAGUAAUAACACAGGAUGAUCAAAGCACGGUCACUCAAAUUGCCAUUACAACCGAUUUAACGACAGGAGAUUCUCCAAAUGCACAAAAAACUACAAAAUUUGAUAUGAUGUCAAAUAUUGCAAGUUUAUCUUCAGUUACUUCAUCAACUGAUGAAUCACGAACAAAUACUGAACCAAUCAAUAUACAUUUUACUACCGAACCGAAAGACGAUUCAGGUUCAUCUUCUACAGAUACUUUAUCAAUUACAACAACAUAUUCAGAGUCAUCAAAAUCAGAAUAUGUUUCUACUGGAUUACCAUUAACAACAAAAGCUGAUCAACACACGGUUACUCAAAGUGCAAUUUCAACCGAUUUAACAACAGCAGAUUCUGCAAAUGCACAAACGACUACCAAAGCUGAUAUGCUGUCAAGAGUUGCUAGUUCAUCUUCGGUGUCCUCUUCAACUAGUUCAACACAGUCAACACUGACAAGUGUUCUUUCCACAGCUGCUACAUCUGUAAUAGACUCUUCUAAUACCACGACCCUUGUUGCUUCCUCUACAACUGAUGCAUCUCGUUGUGAUAUAAACUCCAACUGUUUUAAUUCAGGAUGUAACGAUCAAAAAAGAUUUCACAGCAUCACCACUAUGGUACUACUUUUAUUAGUAGCUAACUUUGCAUCGAGGUACUGUUAAGUUUUUAAUCUUGUCAGAUUGUAUUUCUGUGAUACAUCUUUUCUAGAGCUUUCAUUCUUUAAGAUAACUGUGAUACUAUCAAAUUAUAUAUAUAUAUAUAUUUUAUAAUUGAGAGUUUAUGAAUAUGAAUAUUUUGCAAUCAUUUUAAAUAGUUAAAUCGGGUUUCAUUUUUGUAUUAUAUACUUUAUAAAAAAAAUGUCUUUUAAAAUCCAUCUUCUAGAAUGUUAUAUAUAUUGCAUUUUUAAAAUAUUUACAUGCACCUUUUUAUUGUAUUUAUAAAUCUAUUUAUUUAUUUAUUUAUUUAUCUAUUUAUUUAUUGUUAUUAUUUAAAUUGUUUUCUUCAUAUAUUUUCUGAUGAUUUCAUAUUUACUCAUGUUAGAAUGUUUUUAUACUUAAUAUAGCUUUAUUCUUUUGCAUCGUUCUUAGAAAUUUCAAUAACAUCAGCGGGACUGCCAUAGAUUUGCGUUUCAACCAUGAAUGUCCCCUCAGUGAUGUUCGAGGACAAAAUGUUUGUAAAUCCAAAACUGAACUUUAACAUAGAAUAGGGUUUUAGAAAGAUUCCUGUGUACCAACAAUU